Molecule: messenger RNA, 3309 nt
Organism: Papilio polytes (common Mormon)
Lineage: Eukaryota; Metazoa; Arthropoda; Insecta; Lepidoptera; Papilionidae
Product: ATP-binding cassette sub-family F member 1
Exons: 19
Coding region: 116-2932 (938 amino acids)
Molecular function (GO): ATP hydrolysis activity; ATP binding
Source: RefSeq, a predicted model, not a curated record
CAAAGUCAAAUUGAAAUAUAAGAAUUUCGACAGGGUUAGUUCUUGAAUUUUCUUAUGAGGUGGCAGUAUUAUAAACAUAUUGUAAUACUUUGUAUAGAUAUAAUAUUAUACCAACAUGUCUAAGAAAAAAGGAGCAAAGAAAAAUCAAGACCUGGAUGAAGAUUUUGAAGACAAGCGGUCGGAAGAAUCGCAUGAUAUAACCUCAAAGGGUAAAGGUAAAAAUAAAAAGAAAGGUAAAACAAAUGCUAAUAUCAGCGACGAAGAACUGGAUACGAAUAAGAAAAAUAUAGCUUCAGAUAAUGAAGAAGACUUAAAACACUCAACAAAAAAGUCCCAAAAGAAGGGUAAAAACAAAAAGAAAGAUGAUGUUUCUGAAGAUGAACAAGAAGAAAGUAAGGCCACAAAUCCUACAUCAAAGACUGCUAAACAAAAUAAAAAGAAAAAAGGUAAGGGUAAAAAAGAUGAUUGGUCAGAUGAUGGCAGUGAUGUAGAUCUCAAGGAAGUUUCAGAAGAUGAAGCGCCAAAACCUGUUAGUAAAAAGAAAGCAAAGAACAAAAAGAAAGCUGUUGAUGAACAGUCAGAUGAUGAGGAUCAUGAUGAUACAAAAUCAGUAAUCAGCAAUACAUCAAGUAAACAAGCUUCUAAGGUUAAAGGCAAAAAAGGUAAAGGAAAGAAGAAUGAUGACUGGUCUGAUAAUGGCAGUGAUGUGGAACUAAAAGAACUCUCAGAUGAAGAAGUUGUGAAACCCGUUACUAAGAAGAAAUCUAAAAAUAAGAAGAAACUAGAAGCAGUUGAAUCUUCUGAUAAUGAAGAUGAUUCUAAUACUUUAAGCAGUGUGCCUCCACCAGCUGCUAAAAUUGAAAAGGAAGUAACUAAGACUGAAGAAUUACCUAAAGAGGAUAAGAAGAUCAUACCAUCAGAUGAAGAACAAAUAAUUAAACCAGCGUCAAAGAGUAAAAAUAAAAAUAAAAAGAAGAACAAUAUAGACGACAUUGAAGAAGAAUUAAAGAAGUUCGAAAUGAAGGAUCCAGAACCUGAAGAAGAAAUUGUAGAGGAAAAGGAAGAGAAAGGACAACAAGAGACUGUAGAGGUUGAAAAGAAAAUGAGUCACAAAGAGAAGAAGAAGCUUAAGAAGCAACAGGAGUAUGAGAAGCAGAUGGAGAUGUUGACAAAGAAGGGUGGACAGGGGCACAGCGACUUAGAUGCCAACUUUACUGUGAGUCAAGCGCAGAAAACUGCAGGUCAAAUGGCAGCUUUAGAAAACGCAGUAGAUAUAAAAGUGGAGAACUUUUCAAUAAGCGCUAAAGGCAAAGAUCUGUUUGUGAAUGCUAAUUUAUUGAUAGCAAACGGCCGUCGGUACGGUCUGGUCGGCCCCAACGGCCACGGCAAGACCACCUUGUUGCGACACUUGUCGCAGCGCGCGUUCCCACUGCCGCCGCACAUCGACAUACUGCUCUGCGAACAGGAGGUCACCGCUAGCGACAUGAGUGCUGUGGACACUUUACUGGAGUCUGAUGUUAAAAGAACUGAACUAUUAAAGGAAUGCAAAGAGUUAGAAGCUGAGACAGAGAAAGGAAAUCUGAGUAAACAAGAUAGACUUAAUGAGGUGUACGCGGAGCUGAAGGCGAUAGGCGCGGACGCGGCGGAGCCCCGCGCGCGCCGCAUCCUCGCCGGUCUGGGCUUCAGCAAGGAGAUGCAGGAUCGCGCCACCAAGAACUUCUCCGGAGGAUGGCGAAUGAGGGUCUCGCUCGCCAGAGCUCUGUAUAUUGAGCCAACAUUGCUGUUGUUGGACGAACCUACAAACCAUUUAGAUCUUAAUGCUGUCAUUUGGUUGGAUAAUUACUUACAAGGUUGGAAGAAGACAUUAUUGGUUGUAUCUCACGACCAAUCUUUCUUGGAUAAUGUAUGUAACGAGAUCAUACAUCUGGAUCAACAGAAGUUGUUCUAUUACAAGGGAAAUUACUCAAUGUUCAAGAAGAUGUACGCACAGAAACGUAAGGAAAUGAUCAAAGAGUACGAGAAGCAGGAAAAAAGAUUGAAAGAGAUGAAAUCACACGGACAAUCGAAGAAGCAGGCUGAGAAGAAACAGAAAGAAGUGCUAACACGUAAGCAGGAGAAGAACAGGAGCAAGAGCCAGCGCGAGGAGGCGGAGGAGGGCGCGGCGCCGGUGACGCUGCUGCAGCGGCCCAAGGAGUACGUGGUCAAGUUCAACUUCCCCGACCCGCCGCCGCUGCAGCCGCCCAUCCUCGGACUGCACAAUGUGAACUUCAACUUCUCUGGUCAGAAGCCGCUGUUCAUAGACGUGGACUUCGGCAUAGAUCUGAACUCUCGUAUCGCCAUCGUCGGCCCCAACGGAGUCGGCAAGUCCACAUUCCUCAAACUUCUGGUGGGAGAACUGAGUCCCAUUCGAGGGGAAUUGAUCAGGAAUCAUAGAUUGAGGAUAGGCCGCUUCGACCAGCACUCCGGCGAGCACCUGACGGCCGAGGAGUCGCCGGUGGAGUACCUGCAGCGGCUGUUCGGGCUGCAGUACGAGAAGGCGCGCAAGGCGCUGGGCACGUUCGGGCUGGCGGGGCACGCGCACACCAUCAAGAUGAAGGACCUCAGCGGCGGACAGAAGGCGAGGGUCGCCCUCGCCGAGCUCACCCUCAUGGCGCCAGAUGUCGUUAUAUUGGACGAGCCGACGAACAACCUUGACAUCGAGAGUAUCGACGCGCUGGCGGAGGCCAUCAACCUGUACAAGGGCGGCGUCGUCAUCGUGUCGCACGACGAGCGCCUCAUCCGCGAGACGGAGUGCGCGCUCUACGUCAUCGAGGACCAGACUAUCAACGAGGUGGACGGAGAUUUCGAUGACUAUAGGAAGGAACUUCUGGAGAGUUUGGGAGAAACUAUUAAUUCUCCUUCGAUCAUUGCUAACGCGGCUGUUCUACAAUAGAACAAAUAUCACAUGGAUCAUAAACAUACGAGAAUAUAAAAUCAACAAAUAUCACCAAAUAAUGUAAUAUAUCAUUUGUAGUUUAUUGAUUUAAUCAGUCCCCAAAGUGUUGAUUAAAACUAUACUCAGAGAUGCCUUAAGAGACCAAUAACGUGCGGUUGUUUUCAACUGGAAUUUAUGUCAAAAGUUUUCUAGAACGUGAUGGAACGUAUUUGAAUGGUUUUAAACAAUUUUUGUAUUUAUAUAAUUCGAUGAUAUUUAAUAAAGAAUGUAUAGAUAGGUCAAAAUUUGUCUUUGUAACGGAACAUGAAUCUAAAUAAAAUUUUGUAAAAAAAUUAUGUUUUUCUUAUGCUGUUUGUAUGUUUAGACACCCCGUA